Messenger RNA from Polyodon spathula (Mississippi paddlefish), 3424 nucleotides. RefSeq names its product protein EVI2B (gene evi2b). NCBI's taxonomy places the organism in Eukaryota, Metazoa, Chordata, Actinopteri, Acipenseriformes, Polyodontidae. The transcript has 2 exons. The coding region runs from base 1381 to 3291 and encodes 636 amino acids. The record is from RefSeq and is a predicted model, not a curated record.
GUGAAUCCACAGUCUCAGGACGGGCGGUACGGCGUGAAUCCACAGUCUCAGGACGGGCUGUACGGCGUGAAUCCACAGUCUCAGGACGGGCUGUACGGCGUGAAUCCACAGUCUCAGGACGGGCUGUACGGCGUGAAUCCACAGUCUCAGGACGGGCGGUACGGCGUGAAUCCACAGUCUCAGGACGGGCGGUACGGCGUGAAUCCACAGUCUCAGGACGGGCGGUACGGCGUGAAUCCACAGUCUCAGGACGGGCGGUACCGCGUGAAUCCACAGUCUCAGGACGGGCGGUACCGCGUGAAUCCACAGUCUCAGGUGUAGCCGCCUAAGCCACUGUUAACCCCUGUGCAAUCUGAGACCUCUGAAGGAGGGCUGGGUCUGAAUGCACACUGUGUACUCCAGGUGCUGUAGCUGGAGCAAUAGAAGGGCAAAGAGCAAAGCAGCAACAGCAGCAAUGCACACAGAAAAACAAACUACAAUGUCUAAAAAAAAAAGAAAAAAAACACAAUUUUAAAGAGAUACACUUUCUGUCGCCUUCCCAAAACUCCUGAAGCCGUUUCCUCUAAUUCCCGCUGUGUAUUUAACAGGUGAAUCAGCACCGGGUCAUAAAAACACAUGUGCAAAGGGCUAAUGCAAAAGGGAUGCAGUGUUCCACAUUGUGCAGUAUUCAGUUUUUCUGAAGAAACAGCUGAUUGUAAUUAAAGUGAAUUUAGCAUUUUUUUAAACUGCUGCAAUAGAUAUAUACUUCCUUUUACCACUUCUCAUCAAUAUAUUACUAUAGCAGCCCCCACAAAAGAAGAAUAGCAAAUCCCAACCAGCAAAUGGAAGGGUAACCCAUUACAGGCUAUGCAAAAAAUGAAGAGUUGUAUCUAUUUUCUGAAACUGCAGUGGACGACAAGCGGCAGGAUCUCUCGGUGUACUAUGGAUGUUUAAAAACACAAAUGUUUUAAAGCAAUGCUUUACGCAGUCAAACUAAACGUGAACAAUGACUACAUUUAAUGACCAACGUGUUAAGAUAUGCUUUCAUUUAUCAGAAAAAACAAAUUCAUUGUUUAUUGGGGAACAUGCUCAGUUUUAAGAAUUUAAGAACUUGUUCUGAUGACACACAUACUCAAUUCUGUGUCUUGUGUCUUGGUACCUAUUUUUGCUUCUGUUAAAUGUGUUCACUUCCUGAAGUUGAGUGUCGCAAGUUCUCAGUAUCGUGUCUCCUCUCUCUCUCUCUCUCCCCCACACACAAACGAUGAAACCACACCACUGAUAGACCACGACAAAUAAAACACUGGGAGAAAGAAACAUUUUGACUAAAAAGAGAUCCAACAUCGGUUAAAAACUGGAUGUAGGCAGACACAGAGUUAUUAACUUGAUGCGGCUUUACGAAGAAUGGAAAAAUCUUUCAAAGCUGCAAAACUUGCAAACAAAAUGGAGUAUAUGUACAUAGCUGCUGUCUUCACGUCCCUCUGUGUGCUUCUGGCAGGGUGUGAAGGUAGCGUUACCACACUGUCAAACCCUCCCACUGCAAAGGCUGAAAAUGAAUCAGGGGUGACGAAGUCCAAUGGAAAUUCUACUUCACUGAAUCCAGCUCCUAGUGCCAGUGCAUCUGCACAGACAACCCCUUCACUGGACCCUGCAACAGAACAAGCAGUGCAGACCCCUCUCACAACCGAGUGGCCCAGGGAAAAGCAAGCACUCCAAUCCACAAUUCAUUCCACUCCAGGAAACGCAGCAACGCAAGCUCAAAAUUCCAUCAGUGAUGGGAGUGCAACCAAGGCCUUGGAAAAGAAGUCGUCACAUGAAACCACCCCGAUUCCAAACACAGAUACCAAUAAACCAGCCUCUCCCAGUCCAAGCCGGACUGAAACUGAACAGCAACCUCCAGAGAAUGCGAGUUCUCAUUCUACGAAUCCUGGUCCAAAUGCAUUUCCAGCAGCUGUAAUAACUCUACAGCCAAGUCCCGGUACAGAGCACAGAGUUACCUCUUCUGCAGAGUCUACUGCCAAAAAACAAGAUCCAAAGGACACAACUUUGAAACCAGCUGCCAACAAUCUCACACCGGCAGUGAAUAACACACCAGGUCCUGAUUUAACCAGCCCUAAGCAGGCCUCACAAGAGACAACAAAUACACUUUCUACAAAGCCUUCAGCAAGUGGUAUUACCACUCACACCAUGACAGCUUCUACUCAGCUUGCAGCAACAGCUCGAACGUCUAAAACAAUUACAACGUUGAGUCCAAUCAAGCCUGAAAAGAGCACACCAGCAAGCGACCAUACUACCUCUCCAAAACCAGCACAGACAUCUCAGGGAGCGGCAGUUUCCACUUCUUUCAUCCAGACAACCCCAACAAUAUCAGAACCAAAACCUGCAGCUACCACUGAAGAGAAAAAGACAACAACAACAGUUCUGUCAAAAACCCCUGCCCUCAAAUCAGCAGACAGCACAAAGGCCGGCACGAUCGUAGCAGUCAUCAUUGGUGGAGCCUUUGUCUUGAUGAUGUUCGCCAUCGUCUUCAUCACGAUACGAAAGCGUCGCCUACAACAGAGAAGAGCAGCGGACUCUAACUGGGCAGGACCAAGCCCGUUUUUGGACGGCCAGAUUCUGUCUCCUCCUGUGGAAGAUGAAGGGAAUUACAGCCAACGACGUUCCAAGCAGAUUUCCCUGGGGACCUUCCUCCCUCAGAGGUUGUCCAAGAGGUUCUCGUUGCUGGAGGAAACCAAACUGGAGGGAGGUGAUCCGAGAGACACUUUCGGCAAAGCCGGUCCUGUGCAAACCAAGAACGGCAAAACUGAAGAGAGCGAAAAGCAAAACAGCAGAAGCAGCGGUGGACAAGGAGGACCAGCGGACGCCACUCAAUCAUCAUUCUUACCUACGACUUCAACACACUCUGCAGUCAGCAGCAACACUGGAAACCAAACCCCUUCCCCGCUGCCAUCCGCACACCCACCACUGGAAACAGGCAGUCUUGCAACUGCUGAGCCAGCCAACAGCCCCGUUAAUGAUGAUCUUCAAGCGCUCCCGCCCCCGUUACCGGCAGCCAAUGAGAUCCCUCCACCUCCACCUAGUGAUCACCUGGUCCCCCCUCCUGCACCCUUACUGCAUGAGCAGCCGCUGCUUCCUCCGCCUUCCCCACCACCGCCAACAGAUGCUCAGGCCACGCCUCCUCCACUCCCCCAAGCAAACUCAUCCAGCGAAUCAGAUGGACCCUUCCCUUCUGAAGAGACCACCAGUCCACUGCUCAGCUCCAACCACGCUGCAUCAGAUAGCAGCCGUCAACUACUGCCCCCUUCUGCUAGCUGAGGUUCCUCAAACCCAGCGUGAAUGCGGUCCUGACGCAACCCAGACUGCAAGCUUUUGUUUUUCUUCUUUUUAUCUUCUUCUGCAGAAUAUAGGAAUCAUUCUCAACUGUGGAGUUUCAUGGCCAGGUUGAGCG